Cornus florida is the source of this 1407-nucleotide messenger RNA. RefSeq names its product chlorophyll(ide) b reductase NOL, chloroplastic. The transcript has 14 exons. Bases 48 to 1268 code for a protein of 406 amino acids. The record is from RefSeq and is a predicted model, not a curated record. Gene Ontology annotation, molecular function: oxidoreductase activity. NCBI's taxonomy places the organism in Eukaryota, Viridiplantae, Streptophyta, Magnoliopsida, Cornales, Cornaceae.
UGCGAAUUAUGAGACACUGAUUUUAGCUUCCCUCUGCCUUCCUGUCCAUGGCAAUAUCCACAGCUUUCUCUCACUUCCAUUCCCCAUUGCUCUCCCCUCUUCUUCCCGCCAAACACCAUGAAAAUCUCUUCCCCUCUCUCUCCCAGCCAAGCGUGUCUCACCAUAAAUUCGACCGUUGCGGUUUAUUGAACGUUGGUUCCCGCCAAAAACCACUCAAUUCGGUAGAUUCCGGUGUCAAUUUGAUUUCAGAUCCUCCUCCGACAAGCGGGGAGGACUCUUCUUCAGUCAGCACAGAGCCUAUGGUUCCUCCUUACAACGUAUUGAUCACUGGCUCAUCCAAAGGAAUAGGGUAUGCACUAGCUAAAGAGUUUCUAAAAGCAGGUGACAAUGUCAUGAUUUGCUCAAGAUCAGCUGAAAGGGUGGAAUCUGCUCUCCAGAGCUUAAGAGGGGAAUUUGGGGAGCAGCAUGUGUGGGGUACCACAUGUGAUGUUAGAGAGGGGCAGGAUGUGAAGAAUUUAGUUGCAUUUGCACAACAAAACCUGAAGUACAUUGAUAUAUGGAUUAAUAAUGCAGGGUCAAAUGCAUAUAGUUUUAAACCACUGGCAGAAGCUUCAGAUGAAGAUCUUAUAGAAGUUGUCACUACAAAUACUCUUGGUUUGAUGAUAUGUUGUCGAGAGGCAAUAAAAAUGAUGCUGAAGCAGCCUCGAGGUGGUCAUAUUUUCAAUACUGACGGAGCUGGUUCAGAUGGAAGACCAACCCCCAGGUUCCUUUGUCGAACUCAACGUCAUGGGAUUUGUACACCCUUCUUGUCGAAGGCUCCAUAUACCUUUACAAUUUUUUCUAAAUGGAAGAUCCAACAAAUACACAAUUGCCUUAUUGUCCAACUUCCCUUUGGAUGGUUCAGAUUUGCAGCAUAUGGGGCGACUAAGCGCAGUGUGGUGCAUUUAACGAAGUCAUUACAGGCAGAAAUGCGGAUGCAAGACGUUAAAAAUGUCGUGGUGCAUAACCUAUCGCAGCCAGGAAUGGUCACAACUGAUCUUCUCAUGUCUGGUGCUACCACGAAGCAGGCUAAGUUUUUCAUUAAUGUUUUGGCAGAAACGGCCGAAGUGGUUGCUGAGUACCUUGUCCCAAGCAUCAGAUCCAUCCUUACCAAUGGAACAACAAAGCCCACUUACAUUCGUUUCCUUACCGGGUUGAAAGCUUACUCGCAGAUUUUCUCAAGACUUGCUUUUGGUGCAAGAAGGAAUAGAUAUCUCCUUGAAGAAUGAUGAGGAUUGGAGGUCAAAUGUGCUUAUAUAACAAGUUUUUCAUUAAGAUUUGCUGAUUUAUUUGUUGUUGUGAAUUUUCCAUAAAUUUUUAAUCAUUUGUAUUAAAAAAAAAAAAAACUAAUUUGUUUCUUUUUGUUCA